This is a messenger RNA of Eptesicus fuscus (big brown bat), 3302 nucleotides long. It is a transcript of the gene ITGA2B, whose product is annotated as integrin subunit alpha 2b. Gene Ontology annotation, molecular function: integrin binding. Lineage: Eukaryota; Metazoa; Chordata; Mammalia; Chiroptera; Vespertilionidae. The transcript has 30 exons. Gene Ontology annotation, cellular component: external side of plasma membrane; integrin complex. The coding region runs from base 7 to 3123 and encodes 1038 amino acids. Gene Ontology annotation, biological process: angiogenesis; cell-matrix adhesion; cell adhesion mediated by integrin. The record is from RefSeq and is a predicted model, not a curated record.
AGGAAGAUGGCCAGAGCUUUGUGUCCACUUCGUGCCCUCUGGCUUCUGGAGUGGGUGCAGAUGCUCUUGGGACCCGGUGCUGCCCCUCCAGCCUGGGCCUUGAACCUGGACCCAGUGCGGCUCACCUUCUACACAGGCCCCAAUGGCAGCCACUUUGGGUUUUCACUGGACUUCUACAAGGACAACCAUGGGAGCGUGGCCAUCGUGGUGGGCGCCCCGCGGAUCCAGGGCCGCAGUCAAGAGGAGACUGGCGGCGUGUUCCUGUGCCCCUGGAGGGCCGAGGGCGGCCAGUGCUCUCCUCUGCCCUUCGACCUUAACGAUGAGACCCGAAAAGUAGGCUCCCAGACUUUCCAAACCUUCAAGGCCCGGCAAGGACUAGGGGCAUCGGUGGUCAGCUGGAGCGACAACAUUGUGGCCUGCGCCCCCUGGCAGCACUGGAACGUCCUAGAAAAGACGGAGGAGGCUGAGAAGACGCCCGUGGGGGGCUGCUUCGUGGCUCAGCUCCAGAACGCCGGCCGCGCCGAGUUCUCGCCGUGUCGGGACAACACCAUGAGCCGGGUUCACACGCAACAAAAUUUUUGGGAAGACAAGCGCUACUGCGAAGCGGGCUUCAGCGCCGCUGUCACUCAGGCUGGAGAGCUGGUGCUUGGGGCCCCCGGCGGCUUUUAUUUCUUAGGCCUCCUGGCGCGGGUUCCAAUAGCAGAUAUCUUCAGGAGUUACCGCCCGGGCACCCUCUUGUGGCACGUGAGCACCCAAAGGCUCACCUUCGACUCCAGCAAUCCAGAGUACUUCGACGGCUACCGGGGGUAUUCGGUGGCCGUCGGCGAGUUCGACGGGGACCUCAACACGACAGAGUAUGUCUUCGGCGCCCCCACCUGGAGCUCGACCCUGGGAGCCGUGGAAAUUCUGCGCGGGAACUACCGGACGCUGCACCGAGUGCAUGGAGAGCAGGUGGCUUCGUAUUUCGGGCACUCGGUGGCCGUCACUGACGUCAACGGGGACGGGAGGCACGACCUGCUGGUGGGCGCGCCACUGUACAUGGACAGCCGCGCUGACCGCAAGCUGGCCGAGGUGGGGCGUGUGUACUUGUUCCUGCAGCCUCGGGGCUCCCACGCGCUGGGCACCCCCAGCCUCCUUCUGACAGGCACCCAGCUCUAUGGGCGAUUUGGCUCAGCCAUCGCGCCUCUGGGCGACCUCAACCGGGAUGGCUACAAUGAUGUUGCCGUGGCCGCCCCCUACGGGGGUCCCAGUGGUCGGGGCCAAGUGCAGGUGUUCCUGGGUCAGAGUGAGGGGCUUAGCUCACGCCCCUCCCAGGUCCUGGACAGCCCCUUCUCCACGGGCUCUGGCUUCGGCUUCUCCCUGCGAGGUGCCACAGACAUCGAUGACAAUGGAUACCCAGACCUAUUGGUGGGAGCAUACGGGGCUGACAAGGUGGCUGUGUACAGAGCUCAGCCGGUGGUGAUGGCCACUGUCCAGCUGCUGGUACAAGGUUCGCUGAAUCCUGCUGUGAAGGACUGUGUCCUGCCCAAGACCACGACACCCGUGAGCUGCUUUAACAUCCAGGUGUGUGUAGGAGCCACUGGACACAACGUUCCUCCGAAGCUGCGCCUAACUGCCGAGCUGCAGCUGGACCGGCAGAAGCCCCGCCAGGGCCGGAGGGUGCUACUGCUGGACUCUCAACAGGCGGGCACCACCCUGCACCUCGACCUGGGGGGGAGGCACAGCCCCAUCUGCCACACCACCACGGCCUUCCUCCGGGACGAGGCCGACUUCCGGGACAAGCUGAGCCCCAUUGUGCUCAGCGUCAAUGUAUCCCUGCAGCCUGAGAAGGAUGGACUAGCGCCUGCUCUUGUGCUGCAUGGAGACACCCAUGUCCAGGAGCAGACCCGCAUCAUCCUGGACUGUGGGGAAGAUGACCUGUGUGUGCCCCAGCUUCAGCUCGCCGCCAGCGUGAAGGGCGCCCCGCUCCUAAUUGGAGCCGAUAAUGUGUUGGAGCUAAAGAUGGAUGCAGCCAACGAGGGGGAAGGGGCCUAUGAGGCUGAGCUGGCCGUGCACCUGCCCCAAGGCGCCCACUACAUGCGGGCCGUCAGCAACGUCCAGGGCUUUGAGAGGCUGGUCUGUAACCAGAAGAAGGAGAACGAGACCAAGGUGGUGCUGUGUGAGCUGGGCAACCCCAUGAAGGGGAAUGUCCGGAUAGGAAUCACCAUGUUGGUGAGUGUGGAGAACCUGGAAGAGGCUGGGGAGCAUGUGUCCUUCUGGCUGCAGAUCAGGAGCAAGAACAGCCAGAAUCCAAACAGUGAGAUUGUGCCGCUGGAUGUGCCAGUCCGUGCGGAGGCCCAUGUGGAGCUUCGAGGGAGCUCCUUUCCAGCCUUCCUGGUGGUGGCGGCAGAAGAAGGCAACAGGGAGAACAUCUCAGACAGCUUGGGCCCCAAAGUGGAGCACACCUACGAGCUCCACAACAAUGGCCCUAGUACUGUCAGCGGCCUCCACCUCAGCAUCCACCUCCCUGGCCAGUCCCAGCCCUCUGACCUGCUCUACAUCCUGGAUAUACAGCUUCAGGGGGGGCUUCAGUGCUCCCCACAGCCCUCUCCCAACCCCCUCAAGCUGGACUCGGGGAUGCCCACCCCAGUUCCUUCCCCCAUUUACCGGGGCCACCACAAGCGGGAGCGUAGGCAGGCCUUCCUGUCAGGAUCCAAGCAGCCAUCCAGGCUUCAGGAUCCAGUUCUUGUGAGCUGCGACUCGGCGCCCUGCACUGUGGUGCAGUGUGAGCUGCAGGAGAUGGAGCGCGGGCAGCGGGCCAUGGUCACGGUGCACGCCUUCCUGUGGCUGCCCAGCCUCCGCCAGAGGCCACUGGAUCAAUUUGUGCUGCAGUCGCAGGCUUGGUUCAAUGUCUCCUCCCUUCCCUACACCGUGCCCGCCCUCGGCCUGCCCAGCGGAGAAGCUCUGGUCCAGACGCAGCUGCUUCGGGCCUUGGAGGAGCGGGACAUCCCCCUCUGGUGGGUGCUGGUAGGCGUGCUGAGUGGCCUGCUGUUGCUCACACUCCUGGUCCUGGCCAUGUGGAAGGUCGGCUUCUUCAAGCGGAAUCGGCCCCCCCUGGAGGAAGACGAUGAAGAGGAGGAGUGAGGUGGCAGCCCGGGCUCUGCCCUGCAGGAAGGCGGAUGUGAUACCUGCUCUGCCCCUUCUUCUCCGAGUGCCCCCAGCUCUGCUCACCCACUACUUGGAGCUGUGCCAUGGAGGCUCCUGAUGUCUUCCCCCUCCCAUCAGAGCUGGGCCACCUCCUUUCUUGCUGCCAGAUAAAGAGG